UAUUAAUUUCCUUUAAAUCAGGAAGUCAGGAAGCAAAACAUGCUUCAACCCCUGCUUGCAAGUGACAACUGCAUGAUUCAGUUCUCGACUUGUAUCAAAGCGUGUCAGUAAAAAUGGAGAGGAGUUUGGGGAGCAUUUCUGCAAUUAAAUCGUUAGGGUACCAGGAUGGUUGCUGUUUGUCGAGGUGUACAUGUGAUGAACUUCCAUGCCCACUGUUAAAUUGGCUUACGUCCCAGCUGAAGUGUCUGUGCCCGGAGCUUCAAGACCCUGGUGGAAGAGGUAGCGUCUUGCUAGUGAGAGAGCUAAGAAAUAUUCUGUCCAAGUUAAAUUCUCCUCUCACUGGAUUGAACUCAGAGACUCUGGAGCCUUCUGUCCUCUACAAAAUCACUGAGUUCCUUGUGUCAGAAUUGCAAGCAGCACACAUAAUCAAGUAUAAAGAGCUGCAGUCUGAGGAUACAGCUGCUGGAGAAGAAGCCGCUAAAGAGCAGAGAGUGGAGGAAAUGACCGUGGUUUGUCACGAAGACAAUGAUGCAAACAAUAACCAAAGGAUGGCCGAGAUACAGGCAGAGUGGACAUUACUGCUUCACGCGCUUAACAUGGAUACAUCCUCUCAAUAUCCCGAUCUGCUGCAAGAGGUGGAGUCAAGGAUUGCUUGUCUUCCCGGCGAAGCCAUGACAAAGUCUCUGUUACAAGCCAGCCUCACGACAGAGCAAUGGAGACAGUUGGCAAAAUUAAAUCGAGUUCUGUCCGACGACUAUGGCCGUCGACAGCAAAUGAUGAUCAAACGCUUUCAGGUUUCACUCGAGUCAUUUGCAUGGGGAAAAAAACAAAAGGAGCGUAGUGAAGCAAUCGCCUCAGUCCCUCCCUUUUCAUCCAUCGCAGUUUCAUCUAAAGUGUCCCUCCCACUUCUACUGGCUACCAGAGAAGAUCAAUCCUGCAUUAAGCCAAUCAAAGCUGGUCCCAGUACAAAUGUCCACAAGACAAUGAUGGGCCAUGUACCGGACAGAGGAGGACGUCCAGGGGAAGUGGAGGCACCUAUGCCAACCUGGGCAGUGCGAAGAUCGGGAAAUACCGGUGAACGCCGUCAGUGGCGCAAGAAUUCAAAUAAAAAGAGGAAGGGAAAAGGGGAUUAACAUGCACCCCUCUUUAGCGUUACUAACUUUUUUCAGAGAAGAAAAAAACCAUUAAAAUUAAACCAUUAUAUUGAAUUCUAAGUUAUAGUACAGAUUUUGUACUUAUUUUUUUAAAUGAGGUUGUCAUUUGCUAUUGUGUGCAGGUAUAUGAGCCGAUAUGUGUUGUAAUCUUUUUUUUCGGACGGAUUUAAAUACAAUUGAUUUUGUAUUCAAUUUUCACACAUGCAGAUAUUAAAAAUUUGACGUUUGUCGACGUUUAUUCUAACAAA
Syngnathus typhle (broad-nosed pipefish) is the source of this 1402-nucleotide messenger RNA. RefSeq lists its product as uncharacterized. Bases 114 to 1133 code for a protein of 339 amino acids. Gene Ontology annotation, cellular component: tRNA-splicing ligase complex. Lineage: Eukaryota; Metazoa; Chordata; Actinopteri; Syngnathiformes; Syngnathidae. The transcript has 8 exons. The record is from RefSeq and is a predicted model, not a curated record.